Molecule: messenger RNA, 10063 nt
Organism: Coregonus sp. 'balchen'
Lineage: Eukaryota; Metazoa; Chordata; Actinopteri; Salmoniformes; Salmonidae
Source: the annotation of a GenBank genome assembly
AUGGCUGCCGCGAUGAAGGCACAGAAAACGGGACUGUUGGAACUUCGAGUUACCGUGGACCGUUGGAUCCGUGUUUUAGCCACACUUAGCGAGGAGACUUUAACCGUGAGCCCCGGAGAGGUCGCCGAAGACACAGUUAAAACCAACCCAACUCCCGCCGGUGCCAUUAACGGAGACCCAGCCAACCUCAGCUCCUCUCCGGUCCCAGAAACAAUCACCAACGUUAAGCGCACGGUGCGAGUUACCAAGCAAGAUGUGGGAGGACUUGGAAUUAGUAUUAAAGGUAAGUUCAAUGUAGUGCGUAAUCAAACGACACUCUCUUAAACAUUUAUUUGGUCCGUUUUUCAAGUUUAACAAUGUAAGCUACCCGAAACUUGCGUUGGACUACUCUACUAAAAGAAAACGCUGAAAGUACCAACAUGCCUCAUCGAAGACUUAAAUUCUUCGAAGGUCAGUAAUUGGGUUGAAGUUUAUUCAUGGGCCUUUUCUCAAUUGGAUUUAUCAACUCCUGCGCCCUCCUUCUUCAGUCCUCUCUCGCCUCCUUUUGAAAAAGGUCAAAGGUAAUCGAGGAAAGGUGGCGAGAGAAGAGUGAACAUGGACGAAAAUGCGCUUGUAUGAAAUGAGCCUCUCCUACUUGGUUGUCAUCAGGCAAAUUACGUUUACAUGGGUGGAAUCCCAAAAUAAAUGUGUAAAGUCAUUUAAAAAAAAGUUUGUUGUGCAAGACAUUUUAUAGAUAAAAUGAUAAGUAGCAUAUUGUUUUUAAACGUGUACAUGCUUUCUCCUCCCACAAACAAAAGCUGAUUCAAAUGGGGUGUGGUAGAUUUAAAAACUUUUCCAGGAAGGACUUAGGUAGGAUACACAUGACUAUCCUAGAUCAAAGGUGUCUAUCGAGGAGGGGAGGACACUUCCAUUAGCUUAAUAAUUGAGAAAAGGCCAAACUGUAGUGCACUAGACUAGGCUGUUUGUGAUAGCCUAAGUUUUUCAAAAGUGGAACCUUUUGAAAAAACAUAUCUCUAACUAUUCUCACCAGUAAAGCUAUUGGAAGCUAUUCCAGUAAACCGUGCAACCAACUCUAUUUCUCUUAAUGUUAUUUUGAGGACCUGAUUCUCUCCCUAAACAUGUUAUAUGAUAGGGUGAAUAUAGCCUUCCAAGAAAGUUUGUCAGGAUGCAUGGUAACUUCUAGAGAAAGGUAGCCUAUUUGCCAUGCUGCUGUACAAUUACAUUUUAGUCAUUUAGCAGACGCUCUUAUCCAGAGGGACUUACAGUUAGUGAGUGCAUACAUUAUUUUAAUUUUAUUUUUCAUACUGGCCCCCCGUGGGAAUCGAACCCACAACCCUGGCAUUACAAACGCCAUGCUCUACCAACUGAGCUACAUCCCUGCCGGCCAUUCUCUCCUCUACACUGGGCCAAUUGUGCGCCGCCCCAUAGGUCUCCCGGUCGCGGCCAGCUACGACAGAGCCUGGAUUUGAACCAGGAUCUCUAGUGGCACAGCUAGCACUGUGAUGCAGUGCCUUAGACCACUGCGCCACUCGGGAAAUAAUGGCAUAUAGUAAACUCUUCAUAUAUAAAUAAGUGCUGAUGUUAUACAAGCACCACUGUGAAAUAGUUACAUGAUGUCAUGGGAGUGAAAUGUUGUCUAAUGUAGUCCCAUUGGAAUAAGGAGCCUGAUAUCCAUACAAAAAGCUGACAUUUAAGAUGAUAUGGCACUGCUGCUACAUCAAAUAAGUAAGGUCUGCAUGUCUAAUUUAAUUCAGACAUCUAUUUAUUAGGCUACCUGCUUUUCUUUUAAAUAUUGUGUUCACAAGUUAUUACCAACAUCAAAAUGUCUCCAUAUACACUGAGUGUAUAUGGAGCUCUUUCAACGACAGGUGAAAGCUAUGAUCCCUUAUUGAUGUCACCUGUUAAAUCCACUUCAAUCAGUGUAGAUGAAGGGGAGGAGACAGGUUAAAGAAGGAUGUUUAAGCCUUGAGACAAUUGAGAUGUGGAUUGUGUAUGUGUGCCAUGCAGAGGGUGAACGGGCAAGACAAAAUAUUUAAGUGACUUUGAACAGGGUAUGGUAGUAGGUGCCAGGCGCACCGGUUUGAGUGUGUCAAGAACUGCAAUGGUGCUGGGUUUUUCACGCUCAACAGUUUCCAGUGUGUAUCAACAAUGGUCCACCACCCAAAGGACAUCCAGCCAACUUGACACAACUGUGGGAAGCAUUGGAGUCAACAUGGGCCAGCAUCCCUGUGGAAUGCUUUCGACACCUUGUAGAGUCCAUGCCCCGGCUGAAUUGAGGCUGUUCUGAGGGCAAAAGGAGGUGCAACUCAAUAUUAGGAAGGUGUUCCUAAUGUUUUGUACACUCAGUGUAUUCCAUGGUCUUUUUGGAGUAUUCCACAAUCAAAGUUAUGUCUCAAACUUGUGAUUAGGAAACAAAUCCUCUUACUGCUUAUUACAUGAUCGGAUGGAAAAGCAAGUCAACAAAAACCCUUUGAGACACACCCUUUAAAUCUAAUGUAGCCUAAUAACUAUCUAUUGUACACCAAUUUAGUAUGCACAUGCAAUCAGAUAAGGGGAUGGAACAUGCUUGUAGGAAAAGCAAGACUUUUGAGGUCUCAAGCUGAAAAUACAGUAUUUCUAAGAAUACAUUCCUACUCCUGUUUGAGCUUAAGAAGGUGUGUGUGUGUGUGUGUGUGUGUGUGUGUAUGUGUGGGUGUGUGUGUGUGUGUGUGUGUGAAGAGCAGUAGCGGUGCUGGGUAAAAUCACUGGGGAAGCCAAGCCAGAAAAAAAUGAGAUAUUACAACCUAUGUGUUGUGAUAAUUGCGUUGUGUGCUCUAUAACCUGUUAGUUCAUAUGUGAUAUAUAGGCCUGAGGCCGAGACAAAAGAAAACACAGUGGCAGAAUAAAUUCAACCACACCUUUGUUUCAUCACCAAACCAGAGCGCAACCUCUGUCCGGUGAAGUCCACAAAGCAUUUUGCAUGUAACAAACAGUUACAUGACCUACAGCAUGGUCAAGCAAGUUAAUGUUUCCAACAUUUUCAGACUAAUAAUGUUGUGUCGAGAAAACGUUGCUAAUUAUGCUGUGAGACCAAGGAGAACUGCUGACGCUGUAUUUUCAUCAUAAAGGUUUAUUCAUAACAAAGGGUUACAGCGUCGAUUUACAGAUACCUGCAGAUACCUGGAGAACAAUCGCCCCAUCUCAAAUAUGAUUAUUCUGUCUUCCUUUGUCUUAACUGUGGUAUAUAUCCUAUGUAAUCUGAUAUGGGUGGUUCUUCCUACCAACCAAUCCCCUGUCUCCACACAACAGACUUCCUCUGUUCUAUGGGGUGUCCCCCUAAAACUACUCCCCAGAUGCUCCCUCUAAGCUGAAUAAACCUCCUCUCAGGUUCCAUUUGAAAAUGUUAGCAAAAUCAUAAUUCCUCAGAUACUACAAUAAACAACUAAUGAUUUAGAACCAUGGAGAGUUAAGUAAGUAAAACCCUAUCUCCAUCCAUGGCUAAUUUAGGAAAGGACCAGUUUUAGCUAGCUAGCCUCCGGAGGACAACAACACAACGAGAUGCAACAAUUCAAGUUGUUUCUGUCAAUGACAAUGCAAAACGCUUCACCGUUUGGCAGGAACGGUGGGGCUGGUGUUGUAUUCGUUUCAGCCCCCUCCUACAAAAUGAGUCCCCCUAAUGACAUAAACAUGACGUUCACCUCAGUGUUUUUUUGCGGCUUUUAAAAUCAAUUGGCACUGUUUAAAUAAGUAAAACCGACCACCAAACGGUGACUCCCCACUGUCACAACAGAGUGGCGCUGCCACGUCAAGCCGAGAGAGAGCGAGCGAGAGGCAGGAGACGGCCAGCUGACACCACAAUGCGAACAGCUGACAAGAAGCUCCCAGAAUGCAGUUGUCAUUGGCCUUAGAUGAAAGCAAUUUGAUGGGAGUGGAGCAGUCUGUCUGGGAUGUUUAUUUUCGAGAGGCCACCCUGGUUUGGUGGAGGGAGGCAUAGAGUCGAACUUGCGUUUGGUCCAAAGUGCCAAAGUACACUCUCGGCGGCUCUCGAACACCUACAUUUAAGGACGGAUAGGCUUGAGGCCUAAAGUUUGUCUUGACACCAUAUACUGUACAGUGGGUAGAAGUAGACCGGUGUGUAGAAAUUAGUGCACAACUCAGAUGUUCAGCUCAUGCAACAAAUCCUAUGUUAAAUAGUUAGUUAGCUUGAAUAAGCAUUGGUUGUAUCCCUCAGGGGUAACAAAGCCUGGUCACAUAGACUAGACGUAACAUAGUAAAUAUAAAUCCGAGACCCUCAAAUUAGUAUUAUAUGUUACGUUUGGUAUGGUUAAGACAGAUGGUUUGCCUUAAGCAAAAACGAAAGUAGGGUGGUUGGUUGGGGUGGAUGGGUAGGCGUAUAACGCGAAUGUCGAAUCUCAUCACGGACAAUUUUAGCAAUUUAGCUAAUUAGCAACUUUUCAACUACUUAGAACUUUUUAGCUACACUGAACAAAAAUAUAAACGCAACAUGUAAAGUGUUGGUCCCAUGUUUCAUGAGCUGAAAUAAAAGAUCCCAGAAAUGUUCCAUACGCACAAAAAGCUUAUUUCUCUUUUGUGCACAAAUUUGUUUUCAUCCCUGUUAGUGAGCAUUUCUUCUUUGUCAAGAUAUUCCAUCCACCUGACAGGUGUGGCAUAGCAAUAAGCUGAUUAAACAGCAUGAUCAUUACACAGGUGCAUCUUGUGCUGGGGACAGUAAAAGGCCACUCUAAAACGAGGGCACUACGUUCAUCCACCUCUGGCCUGCUAGCUCCCCUACCUCUACAGAAGCACAGUUCCCGCUCAGCCCAGUCAAAGCUAUUUGCUGCUCUGGCACCCCAAUGGUGGAACAAGCUCCCCCACGACGCCAGGACAGCGGAUUCACUGACCACCUUCCGGAGACACUUGAAACCCUACCACUUUAAAUAAUACCUGGAAUAGUAUAAAGUCAUCCUUCUACCCCCCCCCCCCCCCCCAUAAAAUAAAUAAGAUAAAAAGUUGUUGUCCCACUUGCUAUCAUAAGUUGAAUGCACCAAUUUGUAAGUCGCUCUGGAUAAGAGCGUCUGCUAAAUGAUGUAAAUGUAAAUGUAAAUGUAAAUGUAAAAUGUGCCGUUUUGUCACACAGAUGUCUCAAGUUUUGAGGGAACGUGCAAUUGGCAUGCUGACUGCAGAAAUGUCCACCAGAUCUGUUGCCAGCUAAUUGAAUGUUCAUUUCUCUACCAUAAGCCUCCUCCAAUGUCGUUUUUGAGAUUUUGGCAGUACAUCGAACCGGCCUCACAACCGCAGACCACGUGUAACCACGCCAGCCCAGGACCUCCACAUCCAGCUUCUUCACCUGCGGGAUCAUCUGAGACCAGUCACCCGGACAGCUGAUGAAACUGUGGGUUUGUACAACCAAAGAAUUUCUGCACAAACUGUCAGAAACCGACUCAGGGAAGCUGAUCUCUGUGCUCGUCGUCCUCAGCAGGGUCUUGACCUGACUGCAGUUCGGCAUUGUAACUAACUUUAGUGGGCAAAUGCUCACCUUGGAUGGCCACUGGCACGCUGGAGAAGUGUGCUCUUCACAGAUGAGUACCGGUUUCAACUGUACAGGGCAGAUGGCAUACGUAUGGCGUCGUGUGGGCGAGCGGUUUGCUGAUGUCAACGUUGUGAACAGAGUGCUCCAUGAUGGCGGUGGGGUUAUGGUAUGGGCAGGUAUAAGCUACAGACAAUGAACAAUUGCAAUUUGAAUGCACAGGAAUACCGUGACGAGAUCCUGAGGCCCAUUGUUGUGCCAUUCAUCCGUCGCCAUCACCUCAUGUUCCAGCAUGAUAAUGCACAGCCUCAUGUCGCAAAGAUCUGUACACAAUUCCUGAAAGCUGAAAAUGUCCCAGUUCUUCCAUGGCCUGCUUACUCACCAGACAUGUCACCCAUUGAGCAUGUUUAGGAUGCUCUGGAUCGACGUGUACGACAGCGUGUUCCAGUUCCCGCCAAUAUCCAGCAACUUUGGACAGCCAUUGAAGAGGAGUGGGACAACAUUCCACAGGCCACAAUCAAUCAAUCAAUCAAUCAAUUUUAUUUUAUAUAGCCCUUCUUACAUCAGCUAAUAUCUCGAAGUGCUGUACAGAAACCCAGCCUAAAACCCCAAACAGCUAGUAAUGCAGGUGUAGAAGCACGGUGGCUAGGAAAAACUCCCUAGAAAGGCGAAAACCUAGGAAGAAACCUAGAGAGGAACCAGGCUAUGAGGGGUGGCCAGUCCUCUUCUGGCUGUGCCGGGUGGAGAUUAUAACAGAACCAUGCCAAGAUGUUCAAAAAUGUUCAUAAGUGACAAGCAUGGUCAAAUAAUAAUCAGGAAUAAAUCUCAGUUGGCUUUUCAUAGCCGAUCAUUAAGAGUUUGAAAACAGCAGGUCUGGGACAGGUAGGGGUUCCAUAACCGCAGGCAGAACAGUUUAAACUGGAAUAGCAGCAAGGCCAGGCGGACUGGGGACAGCAAGGAGUCACCACGGCCGGUAGUCCCGACGUAUGGUCCUAGGGCUCAGGUCUCUCAGUUGGCUUUUCAUAGCCGAUCAUUAAGAGUUGAAAACAGCAGGUCUGGGACAGGUAGGGGUUUCGUAGCCGCAGGCAGAACAGUUGAAACUGGAAUAGCAGCAAGGCCAGGCGGACUGGGGACAGCAAGGUGUCAUCAUGCCCGGUAGCCUGAUCAACUCUAUGCGAAGGAGAUGUGUCGCGCUGCAUGAGGCAAAUGGUGGUCACACCAGAUACUGACUGGUUUUGUGAUCCACGCCCCUACCUUUCUUUUUUAAGGUAUCUGUGAUCAACAGAUGCAUAUCGGUAUUCCCAGUCUUGUGAAAUCCAUAGGUUAGGGCCUAAUGAAUUUAUUUCAAUUGACUGAUUUCCUUAUAUGAACUGUAAUGCAGUAAGAUCUUUGAAAUUGUUGCAUGUUGCGAUUAUGUUUUUGUUCAUUUUACUUUGCAACUACUUAUGUUGUUAGCUAACUCUUCCCCUAACCCUAACCUUAACUCUUUAACCAAGCUCCUAAACUUAACCCUAACCUUAACCCUAACCCCUAGUCUAGCUAACUUUAGCCAGCUAGCUAACAUUAGCCAGCUAGCUAACAUUAGCCACCUAGCUAGAAUUUGUAACAUAUCAUUGUACGUUCUUUGCAAAAUGUAACUUAUUGUGUGUUUUGUUAAUUCGUAACAUAUAAUUUGAAUUGUAAUUCAUAUAAUAUCAUGCGAAAUGUGUGAUGGACAUCCACAAAUUAAUACAUACCAUACGAAAUGUAACAUAUCAUACUAAAAGGAACAGCUCGGAUUUACGUACAGAAUAAUAUGAAAUGAUUUGAGACCAGGUUGCCUUUUCAUACAUUGUAAAUCUUCCUAGAGAUUCUAGUCAGAAUCAAUAAAGUGUGUUGUGUUCCUCAUUCAAUUGUAAGUAAAACCGCCAUUUCACACUGUGGGGACAAAAGUGUGAUGUCAUGAAACCUUGUUUGACAGUUGUGACAUGUUAAGGCUAGGUGGCCAGAAUGGUGGCUACAGGUAUUGUUCCCCAUGUCACUCUCUGUAGGUGGUCCUCUUAUCUCUUUCAAGGUCGUAGUUUGCCCAGAUACAGGGAGAAGACACUGCAGCUGAAUUGCCAAUAUUAGGGGAAAUGCUGACGAGCACUGUUCUUGUGGUUUAUACUGUACUAUGCGGAUGAUAAAGUACUGUAUGUUAGCAUGUCAGUCCAGGGGUUUUGGCUGCCGUCCCAGGUAGUCAUUUGAUGGGAGAAAGCGUGCUGACUAGGUCCUGGAGUGAUUACUGGCGUUCAAUAUCCUGUUUUUGCACUGUCCUAGGGGCGGGGGUAAGAGGUCUGGAGUGUUUAGUGUAAUGCAAUGAAAAUAAGCUUACGUGAUAAUAGGCUUCAGUUUCUCUGCUGCAAAUAGUGAAUGGUUGACUGAAAAAGCUUAGGAUACUAUUUGAAGCUUUGCAGUGUGGGCUAUUGGACCUUUGAGACCAGUAUACGGUUAAGAGGUGGCUCAAGUCCGUGCAUAAAAAAAUCCUACCUUGUCACAACACAACUGAUUGUACGUUAAGAAGGAAAGAAAUUCCACAAAUUAACUUUUAAGAAGGCACACCUGUUAAUUGAAAUGCAUUCCAGGUGUCUACCUCAUGAAACUGGUUGAGAGAAUGCCAUGAGUGUGCAAAGCUGUCAUCAAGGCAAAGGUUGGCUACUUUGAAGAGUCUAAAAUAUAAAAUAUAUUUUGAUUUGUUUAACACUUUUUUGGUUACUAUAUAUGUGUUAUUUUAUAGUUGAUGUCUUCACUAUUAUUCUACGAUGUAGAAAAUAGUCAAAAUAAAGAAAAUCCCUGGAAUGAAUAUGUGUGUCCAAACCUUUGACUGGUACUGUAUAUAUACUGUAUAUAUUUACAAAAAAAUAUGUAUGGGGGAUUGGAAAUGAUGCAGACAAAAAAAUAAUAGAGAUGUGAUUUCUUUGUUUCGAAUUUCACAUAUUCAAGUUGAUUGGCUAGAAUGUAGUCUAUGAAAUAUCGCCCAAUAUUGCAUAUUGUCUAUGAUUUGUUCAUGAUCUAAUCUACAAGUCUAUUUGGAGUUUUUUCCUUGGUGAUUUCGAUUUGGUGAUAUUACAGUCUGGGAUUACAUUAUGUGGUAGUUCUAUUUUUAUUGAAUCACUGAGGAUAUCAUUUCUGCCCUCGCCUUAUAUGCCUCCCACACAAUUCAUCAGGGGUCAGAAUCUCAAUUUGGUGGGCAUAAUUUCUGCACAUCAAUCACUGAACAAACAGCCAUCAAAUGUCACACUAGUGUGCACCGCUAGCCCCACUCAGAAAAGGCAUAGAUCAUAUUGACAGCGGAGGGAGUCGCAGUCUGCGCCGAUGCCACUGUGAUUGAGAUGCAUGGGUGUGGGUGUCAGCCCCGACAUCUUUUAUUGAGGGCACCUGGCUCUAGUCUCGGAAGACGAUGCAUUAAUUAAAUCUGUAGUAUCGCCCGUGGGAGCCAACCUGUGUAAUAUAUAUUCAAAAUUAAUUUGAUUUAAUCCUCUUUCGGAAAAUUUUUCAGCCACCCCAAGGCCAAGACCCAACUGGCACUUGACAUUAUUGACAAUAUUUCCCACGAAGGGGCCUCCAGCCUAUGAACAGACCUUCAUUAUCCUGUUAGAGAGAAGAGACUGCAGCCAGGCAGAGUGGAUAACUGGUGUCCUCGUAUUCUCUACAGCUGCAGUCUUAAUGUGAAACUUGUCCCUUGCUCAGCUUUUCAAAUUAAACCAUUGAGCACUGUCGCGAGUGAUGUAGUCUUAUGUACUUACUAUGAACUCUGUUCUGUCACUCAAUCUAGUCAGUCUCAAGAGUACCUACACCCAUGGAGCAAAACUUUCCUUGUGCAUUGCUACUUUCCUUUCUCUUAAACAACUUUCAACAAACUAUAGAAGAUUCCCAAGAAACCCCUCAAAUGUUAGUCACUAGUAUCAGAUCCACUGGGCAAAAACUGGUUGAAUCAACAUUGUUUCCACGUCAUUUCAACACAAAUAAUCAACGUGAAAAUCUGAUUGGAUUUGCAAAAAGAUUUAAGCUAAAUCCAAUGACAUGGUGACAUUUUUUGUUGAUUUCACGUUGAAUUCACGUUAGUUGACAACUCAACCAAAUGUAAAUGUGCCCAGUGGGGAGGGAUUUACUCUAAGCCCUAGGAUAAAGCGUAUGUAUUAUAAUCCUGUAGACUACAAUAUUUUAUAUUCAUACCCCAUCUCCUUUUAGAGAGGGGCACAAUCUAAGCCCUGUAACCAUCUGGUUUGUAGUUUGUACAUGAAGCGUACUGUGUCUCAUUGACAUGAACUGAGCGGAUGCCAUGUGCUCUACUUUACAGGUGGAAAAGAGAACAAAAUGCCCAUUCUCAUCUCGAAGAUCUUCAAAGGGUUGGCGGCUGACCAGACGGAGGCCCUGUACGUGGGUGACGCCAUCCUGUCGGUCAACGGCGCCGACCUCCGGGACGCCACACACGACGAGGCCGUGCAGGCCCUGAAGAAGACGGGCAAAGAGGUCAUCCUAGAGGGUAUGCGCCACCAGUACAUUAAGGCCUUGUCGGUGUUCCAGGAAAUGUUCUAG